AUGGACAACAAGACGCCGCGCAGAAGCUUGAGCAAAUCCAAGAUGAACAAGGCUGCAGCGCAACGAGGCGCCGAGAGCACCAACACCGCAACAGGGUCGAAGACUACGGUCGGUAGACCAGGCUGUCCGCCUGCAGCACAGCAGGGCGUUGACGGCACAGAAGGUGGGAAGGAAGAGGGGGGCGAGCAAGUCACGGAGACGGUCGUGGGAGGAAUGGAAGAGUCAAUAUGUGACAGCGAAGACGACUCAGGUCAGCAGAAUGAGGCGGAUAUGGAAGACUUCAUCAGCGAGGGCAGCGGCCCUGAAGCAACUCAAGAAGUCUUCGAUCCCGCAGCAGUCGUAAUCGAACCGGAAACGCAAUCCUUACCAGACCGUAAGUAUCUCGAAGCACUAAAAGAGAGCUAUCUUGAGCUCAGCCAGGUGAUUUGGAAGGAAGAGCAGCCUGCCAAUCGGCCUGCUCUCAGAGAUGUACCCCCGGAUGCAUGGGACGACGUCGUAAUUGCCAUUCUUGCAACUUUACCAAUGACCUUAUUACUAGAGCUCAUCUCCGGUAACAUUGCCCGCGAGUACUAUAAGAAAAGCGGUAAAGUUUUCGACACGUUGUCAUACUACAAGACACGGGAAGGCCAGCAGCCGUCAAUUUAUGUUCACAUACUCGCCGACGACCGUGGCGAGUCACCAAGCUGCAAGGCACUCGCGGAGAUGAUCGAGUUUCUUCGAGCGUACGUGAAGGGUGACGACGAUCAGCUCGCGUAUGAGAUUGAUCGCGUAAGGAAUAGCCACUGGACGCGUCAAAAGGCCAAAGCCGGGGCCAGGAAUUAUCUCUCGACUGAAGCUUCAAAAAAGAGCCGUCGAAGUGUCAGUCCCUGUCGAGUGGAGACGCUGCACCAGUUUUGCGACAACCUCGAGUCAAGAAUUAACGGAAUUCCCAAGCCGCAAUGGGAGGCGCCCUUGCCCGGCCACCCAUUAUCCGAAGUCGGAUACGCGCUGAACGCGACGAAGCGAUUUCAGCAACACAAGGAUCACACCAACUCCAACUGGUUGAUGAACCUAGUGGAAGCGGUCUGCGCGGCGCGGUUCGAAGGCCGACUCAUAAUGCAUCAGUUCGUGGUUUUUUUCAUCUGGGAUCGACCACAGGCAAUUAUCGGCGAAUGUCUGUUUUCUAAGCUCUGUAAAUCGUAUGUCGAAGACGGGGGUUUCAACUACACCAGCGCUGGAAGCAGUAAUUGGACCAUCCUUCAACUUAAUGACAUAGAGCAAUGGCAUCGAUUUCAAGUCCAUGCCCUCAGCCGUCCCCCAUUACAGGAGAACAUCAAGAACUACCACGACCGUAUGCGUGAGCAGUGGGAAGAACGGGAGAAGGCAAAGGCAGAACUCAUAGCAACGCGCGCUCAGCUAGAACUGCUGGAAGCGCAGCUUGCGGCGUUGGAAGGGGGCUGA
Molecule: messenger RNA, 1440 nt
Organism: Coniosporium apollinis CBS 100218
Lineage: Eukaryota; Fungi; Ascomycota; Dothideomycetes
Exons: 1
Coding region: 1-1440 (479 amino acids)
Source: RefSeq, a predicted model, not a curated record